This is a messenger RNA of Didymosphaeria variabile, 675 nucleotides long. RefSeq lists its product as uncharacterized. The coding region runs from base 1 to 675 and encodes 224 amino acids. The record is from RefSeq and is a predicted model, not a curated record. Lineage: Eukaryota; Fungi; Ascomycota; Dothideomycetes; Pleosporales; Didymosphaeriaceae. The transcript is spliced from 3 exons.
AUGACCCCCGAAUUCAAAUACGUUCGCGAGGUCGCCCCUGCAGAAGGGGACUACUCCGGCAGCCCAGACGGCUACAAUGGCAAAGAAUCUCCCGUCUACGGCGAGUUCGAGGACAAAUACAUGACGGACGUGCGUUGCGGCCGAGAUGCCUUUGCCACAGGGGCAUCCAAGACCGAAACAGCAAUCAUCGAAGCGGGAAGCGAGGUUGGGUUUCAUAUCAAGGAGUUCAAGGACACGCAAUUCAAUAAUGGGAUUUUUCAUCCGGGCCCGGCACAGGCAUACAUGAGCAAGUCUGAGGACCUGACUGCAGAUGAGGGGGGCGGCGACUGGUUCAAAAUCUACUACCUCGGGCCUGAUAGCGAUACUCACUGGGCUACGGAUGGUGCGCAUCAGAUCAACUUCACCAUUCCGCUCACCACCCCACCAGGUACUUAUCUCCUCCGGCUCGAAGUCCCCUUCCCGAUCAAAGACUGGCCCGGCCACAGCCAAUGGUACGUCAACUGCGCACACGUCGAGAUUGUGGGCGUAGGCGGAGGCACACCCGGUCCGACGAUCAGAAUUCCGGAUGAUUAUAGCAGCUACGAUGAGGGGAUUGGGAUGACGACUCCAGGCGUAGAAUUCGAUGCGGGGCUGAAUAAGUACGUUCCGCCAGGGCCAAAGGUUUGGACAGGUUAG